CAGGUUUCAAGUCCCGGAGAGAGCGGUUUAUUAAACAAUUAUGCAGAUUACGGAAGAAAUGCUUAUAAGAGAUCUACAACAUGAUGCAAGUUAACCUAGUUAGGCGUACCCAUCUUCCAAGCCUGGAAAAGACUGGGACAAGUUGGAAGCUGAAGUGAAGAAGCAGGAGAAGGAUGAGAAGCUAGAUGGAGAUGCAGCAAUGUACCCAUCUUCCAAGCCUGGAAAAGACUGGGACAAGUUGGAAGCUGAAGUGAAGAAGCAGGAGAAGGAUGAGGAGCUAGAUGGAGAUGCAGCAAUGAACAACUUUUUCAGCGAUAUAUACCAGAGUGCUGAUGAGGACAUGAGGCGAGCCAUGAACAAAUCAUUUGCAGAGUCUAAUGGGACAGUGCUGUCUACAAACUGGAAAGAGGUUGGGACUAAAAAAGUGGAGAGCACUCCCCCAGAUGGUAUGGAGCUCAAGAAGUGGGAAUAUUGAUCUUCUUAAAAUCCUCUUUUCUGGCUUUGUCAAAAAUUCGGACAAAUAUUUGAACUUCAAAGUUUCUUUUGGUUUUUGCUAUAAUUUGUCUCUUCGUUC
Raphanus sativus (radish) is the source of this 574-nucleotide messenger RNA. Its product is annotated as protein SGT1 homolog B-like. The transcript is spliced from 4 exons. The record is from RefSeq and is a predicted model, not a curated record. Gene Ontology annotation, molecular function: protein-folding chaperone binding. Gene Ontology annotation, biological process: defense response to fungus; protein stabilization. Bases 200 to 475 code for a protein of 91 amino acids. Gene Ontology annotation, cellular component: cytoplasm; nucleus. Lineage: Eukaryota; Viridiplantae; Streptophyta; Magnoliopsida; Brassicales; Brassicaceae.